Molecule: messenger RNA, 2080 nt
Organism: Dimorphilus gyrociliatus
Lineage: Eukaryota; Metazoa; Annelida; Polychaeta; Dinophilidae
Source: the annotation of a GenBank genome assembly
AAUGGGUCGAGGAGAUAGAAAGGAUUACGAUGAUUUAGCUAAUUCAUUUGGUAACUUAAGAGAGAAUUGCGUUAGACAAAGAUCCAAUCUAGCACCUACCCCGGGAAACGUAAAGAACAUUUGUGUGGGAUUAAUUAUAUCAAUCAUUGAAUAUAUACUGCCUUGUCCGUUUACUUAUAAGGAACAUAAAAUAGCUUUAUAUAGAGAAAAGAAAACGCCUAAGAGUCUAUGGGGUAGAUUAAGAACUAAAGGGACUUUAGAGAAUUCUUUACUGGUAUGUUUCAUAGGCUGGACUGUUGGUGUAGGUCUAUCUUAUCUCUGGUUCGAGAGUAGAAUAUCACAGUAUCCUGAACUAAGGAGAGUAUUGACGUGGAACGCUGCUAUUCUUGGCUUAGUUCUGAGUACACUUAUCGGAUUUACUAGGAAAGGAAGGUGUCUAGCAGUUCUUUGCAUACCAAAUUUAACAUCGAACGCUAUAAAAACUUGGCUUCUGGCAUAUAUAAUAGCAUUGGUAAUUGGUGGUCCAAUAUUAAAUUGUUCGAACAACAUAAAAAGGGGUGGACAGUCGUUAGCAUGUAUAAAAAAAGUAACGGGAGAAGAGUUGAAUAAUGCUCAACAAAAAGUAUCACGACCGACUGGACCAAUUAAGCAAUUUUGCGGAGCUUCGUCAAUAUUUAGUAAAUUUCUAGAAGAGUACAUUAAAGAUCCUUUUCGUAAAGUUAAAGAAAAAACAGUACGAAUGUUUUGGUUUCACAUAACAAUGGAAUAUCAUUAUAGUUAUACAUUUACAUCGGACAAACAAAUGAUUGUUAUAGCUGACCUAGUGCGAGAUCAGGGUAAGGAAGAGUUGUCUCUUCAAGUAGAAGGAGAAGGAGCUAUUGCUGGUAUUUAUAAGCGAUUAACCCAAUAUCCAGCAACUGCUGAUACUCCUUCGGAGUUUUGGGAUCAAGUUACGAAAUGUAUAUCUGAACCAGUUGAACCCGAUUAUGAAAAUGCAAAAACUAUCUUAUUUUUACAUCUAGUCGUUUUUAUUCUCGUUUUUUACGCUCUUUACUUUUUAAGAUUUAGACACCUGAUCUGCGACUAUUUUUAUCCAGAGAGAGCUCAGAAAAGGGCAGUUUGGUUAUAUAACAAGAUUAUUAGAAGUAGGGUGUGGGGAAACUCUGGAUUAAUAACAUCGGCAAAAAUGGGAUCAGGUGCAGGAUCACAGGUUAAGAGAAAAGUUACUUGUAAACAGAGAUGUAUGGCAUGUUGCCCUGGAAAAUGCGAUUUUCUUUGGAAGUUUCUCAACUGGAGAGGACAGACUUGUUCGAUUUGCGGUGUGGAGGGUCCUUUAGACGACCAAGAGAAAUUUUUCAAAUGCGACAAUAAAGAGUGCGCAUUGGUAUAUUGCGUCGAUUGCGUAACAGCAUUUAAGAACAACUGUAAAGGUUGCGGACAAUACAUCAUCUUUGAUACUGACAGUGACAUGGAUUACGAGGAAGAUUCGACUGAUGAAAGAGAGAAGUUAUCAAAGAUUAAAGGUGAAGAUAUGACGCAAUCGCAGGCUGAGAAUGCCAUUAUAUAUCGAUGGGGUUAUGAUGAAUUAUUGAAUAGGGGCAGGGAAGCGAGGGAUUUGACUAGUAAAUUUAAAGAAGAAUCUGAAACUGACAUUGAAGGAAAUUUGGCUGAAAAUCAUAUUAAUAAAAGAAAGAAUAAGCAACCAAAAGCUACGAAAAGUAUUUUCAAGGGAAUGACGGCUGAAAGGCAGUAUGGGAAAGAAGAGUAUGGUUUGACGCCGGAAAUCGUGGCUUUCUGCCAAGAGAAGGGCUUAGAUCCAGAAUACAUAGACGUGUUAAUAGAAGAAUAUGAAGCAUUAGGUAUAUAUGACAGAUGGCUACAGAGAGGCGGAUUCCGUAGUAAAUUGAAAUGGGCUAAGCGAACUGUAACCGGUGAAAAACCAACUGACAUAUCGUUAGACGAAUUAAAUAAUAGGCUUAUGAAUAGAGUAAUGGAUACCACCAAGCAAAUUAAGAUACUUGAAGUAUAUACAGAUGCUGUUAGAAGAGAGGAAGAGGAUAAAAACAAAAGGAAUCAUUAA